AUGCUUUGCGCGGGCCAAGAUGGAAGAAGCCAGCUGCAGAAGGAGAACAAUGUUUGGGCUGUUGAUAUAAAAACGGAUCGGCUGAGGGUGAACUAAGCGGGCCUCAGCAGCGGGUCAUGGUCCUGCACCGGAUGAUUUUUGUCCCAUAGUCUUCCUGCCCACCCACCUUCAGCAUGAACAUCAUUCAAGAUAAACUAGGGAAUGAAUUUCUGCGCUCCAACGGGAGCAUGGACUCCAACUUUGGAGCAGGCAUGAUAAUGUUCAGCCAUCUCCCUCCAGUGACCAGCUUCACCCGGCUGUCGGCCCAAUCCGUCAUGCAGGAACUUCCACCACAAGAUCUGAUCCUGAAGGAGGAGCGGGUCUCUCCUGACUGCAGCAUGGGUACCCAGGGAGGCCACCUAGGAGGUGCUGUGGUAGGAGACUAUGUUCACACCAUGGGCAUCAAGCAGGAAAAGCAGUCAGAGCACGAUUAUCGCCUGCCGCUCUACCCUGGAGGUCUGGGGAAAAGCGGGGAGAUGAUGGAGGUGACUGUUGGUAACAACCAGAAGCUGCUGGUCUGUGACCUCGACGUUGGCAAUCUGUCAAAUCAGUUGGAAAAAGAGGCCACUGGGAGGAAAGGUCGGAGGUCAAACAGUGAUGGACAUGAGGGUAAACCUAGAAAGAAGAGAAGUGAGGCAAAGCAUUCAGUGAUGGAUGCAGACGGAGGCGGUCUGUCUCCAGGAACAAAGCCUCACAUCUGUGAACACUGCAGUGCGUCCUUCAGAAGCUCCUAUCACCUGCGCAGACAUGUCCUCAUUCAUACAGGUGAAAGACCCUUCAGAUGCAGUCAGUGCAACAUGAGUUUCAUUCAGAAGUAUCUUCUCCAGCGGCACGAGAAAAUCCACAGUGGAGAGAAGCCAUUCAGCUGUGACCAGUGCAACAUGCGAUUCAUUCAGAAAUACCACAUGGAGAGACACAAGAGAACGCACAGCGGAGAAAAGCCAUACAGAUGUGAGACCUGCCAGCAGUAUUUUUCUAGGACAGAUCGACUUCUUAAGCACAAGAGAACCUGUGGAGAAGCCAUUAAAAAAGGACUGGAUCCUGGGAUGAUGGAUCUGGGUUUUGUGGACAUGGGACAGGGCAGCUAUGGAUUUACUCAGGGAAAUGUUGGGAGCACCGGCAGGAAGAAAGGAAAGUCAAAAGGUUCUGCAGUGGGAGGGGAGCGCAAGAAGAAGAAGGGAGAUGGAGCAGGUGUGAGGGAGUUGCACAUGCACAGAGCUGUAUCUGGAGGAUACAGCAUCUACAAAUACUCUGUGGAGAGUCCCACUGUGUCUUCCUCUACUGAGCCUGGACCCAGCAUGCAGCAGGGACACCAGGGUCAAGGUCCCAGGAUGGCCUUCAAGAAAGCCAAUCGGAAGAGUCUGAAUAAAGCCGGUCUGGGCCAUGUUAAAGUUGGAUUUUUGGAGCAAGAAGGCCUCGGCCUGAUGCAGAGCAACGAGGCUAAAGUAGAAUCCACCAACAGUAACUAUGAUGACGCCAUGCAGUUUGUGAAGAAGCGACGCUACCUUCAAGCAGCGAACAAUGCAACGUCCUCCGGGGCCACACUGCCAGGAGGAGCCUGUAGUGAGUAUGAUGUCAGUGUCCAUUUGUCCACGCAGCCGUCUUCUCUUCAGGGUGGGAUUUCAGGUGUAAUGGACAAUGACAUUCCUCUGAACUUGGAAAAGUCAGGGAUCACCGAUGAGGUGCUGCAGAGCCUCCUUGACCACUACACCCAGAAACCCGACAUUCACUUCGACAUCAGUGACCAACAUGUGGAGCUGAGCCCUCCCUCAGCGGAUGGUUCUGACGCCAACGACCCCAGCUCUUCUGGAGACAAGCCUUCAGUAAUGCAGGAAUACUCCCGCUUCCUGCUGCAGGCUUUGGAGCGUACCAGCCUCAGUGCCAGUUUCCCCCUGGGCCCUGGACUUCCUCCUCAUUCCUCCGGACCCUUCACCAGUUCCCACACAGGAAAUCCCCUGUAUGCUGACAAGAACAUCUACAGCGCAUCUCAUCUGGAGUGUGGCUUCGGCCAGCCUGUAGCUUCCCCUUCGUUGCCCUCAUCCAUGCCAAAGUCUCACUUUGCAAUGCUGAACUGCUCGUCCCCGCAGCACAGCUUCAACCUGAGUGCCCAGGAGGCCUCCUCACACCAGCAGCUCACCCCUUCUCAGGAGCUCACCGAGCAGAUGGAGAAGCAGCACUCCUCCACCCCUCGCUCAUCCUACCAGAUCAGCCCAUCCGACCUGAGAGACCAGAAGGACCGGUCGACGGUCAAGAACGACUCUGCUACGGCCUACCCUCUGGUACCUUCGCAGGAUCUGGCCUCUUUGGACUCCUCUAAGCCUUCCUACCAGAUAGAAAACUUUGCCCAGGCCUUUUGCUCCCAAUUUAAACCUGAUGUACAUGGUUUGUCUUACAGCACUGACUCCAGUGGGGAGGUGGAUCACAGGAUAAGGACGCCUGUGUCAGAUUUCUCAGGGUAUAGUUUGUUAUCUGAUGUCAGUGAGCCAGUAAGUACAGGUUCCAAAACACCAACAAGCCAAAGCUACAGAUGAAACCUGGGAGAACGUUGUUUAAUGGUUGUUCUUGUUUUAACUAUCCUGCUCUGCUCCAAUUUUAUUAAUCUUAUUUUUUGUGACAUCUAUAUUUUAUUUACACUGAUGCUCUGUCUUUAUGCCUAUUCCUCUCCAUGCAAUAAGCCUGCAAGGCAUCCUUCAAAUGCAACUUGUUUGAAAGCAUCUGAUCUGCUGAGUAUAUGAUUUACCGUUAACUGGUGUCAUAGCAGUGCCAGUAGGUCUGCUCUUAAUUUAUAAAUUCAAUGAACUUUUCAAGCAACAUUUAGCAAAAGCGGUAAAUUUCACAUCCGAUGAGCUCAUUCAACUCAUUCAUGUGUUUUUAAAAUAAGAAAUUAUGGCAGGGAAACGCCCAGAACUGAAGUGGCAAAAAGGAAAAAAAAUGAAUUAAGUUGUCAAAGGUAUUACUCAGGAAAAUGUGGGAAACGAGCAGCUCUCAGAGGACGGGGAGCUCACCUUUUCAGAAGUGUUUGCGAUUUAAAAAAAAAUUAUUAUUUUUUUUUUUUCUUUUUGAAUGAGUGUGACAUAAAACGUCUGCUGCCACCUCACUUGAACACUGAAAACACUUUUUACUUGGCUGUAUAGAGAUUAUGGUACUUUAUGUCAAUGUGAAACUCCUGUUUUCUUCAACAAGGGCCAUACACAUGGAUAUCUAUAUAUAUUUAUAAGAAUAUAUAUAUAUAAUAUGUAAAAUAAGUGUUGUAGGGUUCUGGCAUUUGAAGUAGAAGGAAGAAUAAGAGCUGGUUAUUGAGCUAAAUAGUCCUUGUUAUAUUUUUGGGCACGUCUUCUUCAGCCAAUAGAUGUCGCUGUGGGACAGCAGUAGGAUGGCCUUUUUUCCCCCCCGUUUUACUGUUCUCGUCUUUUUCCUCUUAUUUAUCUAAAUGUGUGUGUGAUUAGCACUUUGAGCUGCUUUCUCACAUUGUUUAAAGUACCCGACCAGAUUUAGCUCCAACACGAGGAGUUACUCGAGGCUUUGGAAGUUGCUGUUGGGGCGUACGUAUGCAGAGAGAGCGGAUAGCGUUGAGCUAAUUGUGGGGUGGGAAGGCUUUUUGUUUCGGAUGAAGGAUGUGGGGAGUUGAUGGGUUGAAAAUUUUUUUUCUUAUCUGGGAGGAUUUAGCUUAGGCUUUUGGGUGGGCUUAUUAAAGUAAUGUAAUAUUUAAUCGGGAUAAUGUAAACGUAACUACAACCCCUAGUUUUAGUUGCCUUGAUACAAACCCUAGUGACUUUCACAGAGUUUAUUAACUAUGAAGAUAAAAUAUGUUUAUGACCUAAUGUUUCUGCAGCCAUGUGCGGAAUUUUUUAUUUUAGAUACUUACAAGCAUUAUUAUUCCUUUAGUAACUGGCUGCAUAUUCCCUUAAAGAGCAGGUGCAAGAAAUAUGCCGAGAAAUAUAUGUAGUUUCUUGCUGACAUUUUGAAAUGCCCACUUUUUUGUAUGGAAAACAACAAUUGUGGAGACUUUCAUAAGAAUAGCUGACCUUGAGUGCUGGAAAUGAUAUCUCUCUGCUGCUCUGAAUGAGUCUUUGAGCCCAUUUGUGCCCCAAUAAUACAGUUCUGGUCAGUUUACAUACACAAAGUUUUGGCAGGAUUUUCCUAUUAAUUUUUGGCUUUCGGUGAUUUGUUUAGUCAUUCCUUUUUCCGAGUCUGACCGAUAUCUCUGCUUAGAACCUCAUAUUCCUUAGCAAGACGCAGAGAAACCCUGUGGUUUUUGCAGUCAUCAGCAAGCUUCAGGGAUUAUUCUGACUGGAUACUUGACCACUCUUCUUAUCAGUAAUGUUUGAGGUUAGUUAAAUUUGUCCCCUUUUUCAUUGGCUCUACUUUAGCCGGCUCCAUUCCACUCACCCUGUUUUGCGACUGUUUUCAUUACUGGCUUUUCUGACCCACUGCUGACUUUUCUUUUAUCAGCAGGUCCCAUUGGGGCUGAGCAGGGCUGAAAUGUGAUGUGAACAGACUGCUGUUCACUGAUUGGCCAUGGGUUUGCUCAGCUGAGGUAGGAGAGACAGACAAGCCACUGGGUUUACAUCACAUUGCCUGGAACAAAAGCUCUGGCGAUUGUUUGAAAUCACUGUUAAGAGGACAAGGUGUACGACAGUGUUUAUUUAAAUUUGGAUGUUUGUACUUGAAACUGAUCACCUGUUCGGUAGGCUCACACCGAACCAUAAGACAGCCAGGCUCAAUAGCGGCACAACUCUUAACAUCAGAUAGUCAAUGGAAACACUACAGCUGUGAAGUAGAGUGAGACCGAGGGCCGUGUGGCACCAGAACCCUUGGUGUCCUAGUACAGACCCGGUUUUAAGCAUAGUCCAUGCGUUUUCUGCAGGGUUAAAGUGGGGGAAUUUCCAGAAGCUUAAUUUUAGUUUUCUUUUAUCCAUUUCCAAAUCAGCUUUUAUCUGUCUUUAAGAUUCUUGUCUUUUUAGGACGGAUGUGUCCAAAGCGCACCUAAACUUUCACCCUUUAUAUGAAAGGAUAUUGGUAAGGAUGUUCAGGAACAACCCAGUAACCACAAAAGCUUAAGCUAGUAAUAAACUGAAAACUGCUUGAACACCAGUGUCGCUGUCCAUAGUUAAAGCCAGUCACCAUGAACUGACCAAGAAGUAGCACCUGGUUUAAAAUAAACAGCUCCAAGCUCAAAACAAAUGUA
Girardinichthys multiradiatus is the source of this 5227-nucleotide messenger RNA. RefSeq names its product zinc finger protein 281-like. The transcript has 7 exons. Gene Ontology annotation, molecular function: RNA polymerase II cis-regulatory region sequence-specific DNA binding; DNA-binding transcription factor activity, RNA polymerase II-specific. The coding region runs from base 174 to 2570 and encodes 798 amino acids. Gene Ontology annotation, biological process: regulation of transcription by RNA polymerase II. Lineage: Eukaryota; Metazoa; Chordata; Actinopteri; Cyprinodontiformes; Goodeidae. The record is from RefSeq and is a predicted model, not a curated record.